Staurois parvus is the source of this 400-nucleotide messenger RNA. NCBI's taxonomy places the organism in Eukaryota, Metazoa, Chordata, Amphibia, Anura, Ranidae. The record is from the annotation of a GenBank genome assembly.
CAGUUCCACCCACUUGUGCCCAGCAGUGCGCCCACCUUUGCCCAGCAGUGCACCCACCUGUGCCCACCAGUGCCACCCAGCAGUGCCACACACCUGUGCCCAGCAGUGCCAUCUAGAAGUGCCACCCACCUGUGCCCACCAGUGCCACCCACCUGUGACCACCAGUGCCCAUCAGUGCAGCCCAGCAGUGCUGCCAUCAGUGCCACCUAUCCGUGCCACCUCAUUAGUGCCGCCUAUCAGUGCCGCCUAUCAGUGCCCUUCAGUGCUUCCUAUCAGUGCCCAUCAGUGCUGCCUCAUCAACGCACAUCAGUGAAGGAGAAAAAUUACCUGUUUGCAAAAUUUUAUAAUAGAAACAAAGAAACUUUUUUUUUUUAAUUCUUUGCAAUUUUUUGGUUUAUAG